Heterostelium album PN500 is the source of this 459-nucleotide messenger RNA. It is a transcript of the gene rps14, whose product is annotated as 40S ribosomal protein S14. Gene Ontology annotation, cellular component: ribosome; cytosolic small ribosomal subunit. Gene Ontology annotation, biological process: translation; ribosomal small subunit assembly; maturation of SSU-rRNA from tricistronic rRNA transcript (SSU-rRNA, 5.8S rRNA, LSU-rRNA). Bases 1 to 459 code for a protein of 152 amino acids. The record is from RefSeq and is a predicted model, not a curated record. Gene Ontology annotation, molecular function: structural constituent of ribosome; mRNA 5'-UTR binding; small ribosomal subunit rRNA binding. The transcript is spliced from 3 exons. Lineage: Eukaryota; Evosea; Eumycetozoa; Acytosteliales; Acytosteliaceae.
AUGUCAGGAAAGAAAGAAGCUAAGGCCCCAAAGAUUGUUGAAAAUCUUGCCGACAAGAUCGGAAACAGACCAGGAGAAGAGGUCUUUGCUGUUGCUCACAUCUUCGCCUCAUUCAAUGAUACUUUCGUACAUAUCACUGAUAUUUCCUCAAAGGAAACCAUCGUCCGUGUUACUGGUGGUAUGAAGGUCAAGACUGAUCGUGAUGAGUCAUCCCCAUACGCUGCCACCAUGGCUGCCCAAGACGUCGCUGCUCGUUGCAAGGAAAUCGGUAUCACCGCCCUCCACAUUAAGUUGAGAGCCACCGGUGGUCAAGGUUCAAAGACCCCAGGUCCAGGUGCCCAAUCAGCUUUGAGAGCUUUGGCCCGUUCUGGUAUGAAGAUCGGUCGUAUUGAAGAUGUCACACCAGUUCCAACUGACUCCACACGUAGAAAGGGUGGUCACAGAGGUAGAAGACUUUAA